This is a messenger RNA of Pseudozyma hubeiensis SY62, 1566 nucleotides long. Its product is annotated as fumarylacetoacetate hydrolase. NCBI's taxonomy places the organism in Eukaryota, Fungi, Basidiomycota, Ustilaginomycetes, Ustilaginales, Ustilaginaceae. The record is from RefSeq and is a predicted model, not a curated record. Gene Ontology annotation, molecular function: fumarylacetoacetase activity. Gene Ontology annotation, biological process: homogentisate catabolic process; L-tyrosine catabolic process; L-phenylalanine catabolic process. The coding region runs from base 1 to 1566 and encodes 521 amino acids. The transcript is spliced from 2 exons.
AUGACGGCCAAAGAAGUCGUCGUUCGCACGUAUCGUUCAAAUCGCAGUCGAAACAUGCUUCCACGGACGUGCGAGCCCGAACAGCUAUACAAACCUCACAUGAUUCAUGCCAGCCAGAGACGUCAGCUUCCGUGUGAGCAACGUGGUGAGGUUGGAGCUCGAGAGACAGGGUACGAUUUUGAGAAAUCAGCCAUGACCAAGACGAAUCCAAUCGAGCGGCUCGAGAGCGUCGUGACUUACGCAGCGGACCAUCCGUUCCCCCUCGAGAACCUGCCGUGGACGGUCUUCUCGACAACGCAGGAUCCGACUCGACGAUGCGCUGUUCGUAUCGCAGACCAGCUUGUCGACCUGACGCAACUAAGCAGCGCAGCGGCUGAUGCGUUCUCGGAUAGUCCUUUCAGUGCCGAUCAGGCCGCAUCGCUGUUCUCGCAAUCAACGCUGAAUGCGUACCUGGCACAGCCGCGUCACAUCCACCAAGCCUUCCGCGGCUUCCUUCAGCACAUCUUGAGCGCCGGCUCUCCCGUCUUUGCUUCUCGACCGCAGCUGCUCGACGACGUCCUGAUCCCCGUCGAGAGAGCCACGUUGCAUCUUCCCAUCCGAGCAGGCGACUACACCGACUUUUGCGCCUCAAAAUACCACUGCACUUCGACAGGUCGGCUCAUGUUCAACGAUCCCACGCGGCCUCUCGAAGAUCAGUGGUACCAGCUUCCCAUCGGUUAUCACGGUCGCUCGUCUUCGCUCGUCAUUUCUGGCACCAAUUUUGCUCGUCCUCGCGGCAUCUUCCGUACAAAGCCUGGCUCUCCCGACGUCGAAUUUGGUCCCUCGAAGCGUAUGGACUUUGAGCUUGAAGUUGCCUUCGUAGUCGGUGGUCAAGGAGCGGCAGAUUCGGAAGACCUCAAUGCACUUGGACGCCCGGUUGGUCUCGAGCAUGCUGAAGAGCUCAUUUUCGGCAUGAUGCUCAUGAACGAUUGGUCGGCUCGCGACAUUCAGGGUUACGAGAUGAACCCACUGGGACCAUUUACAGGCAAGAAUUUUGCCACCACUCUCUCGCCUUACCUCGUCGAGCUGGCCGCGCUGGAACCUUUCCGUGUCGCAUCGCCAACAGUCGAGCACACUCCGUUCGCCUACCUCGAUCACAAGGGCAAGGGCACCACGUGGGACGUCAACCUUCAGGCGCAUCUCGCCCCCUCUUCUGCGGGCGAUGUCAAGACAUGGACAAAGAUUACCGACACGUCGCUCAAGCACGUCUACUGGACAGCAGCGCAGAUGGUAGCUCACCACACUGUCACAGGGUGCAAUCUUCGAGCCGCCGACACCUUUGCCACAGGAACCGUGUCGGGACCUUUCGAGGAUCCCCACAGCGAAGCAUCGCUGAUCGAAGCAUGCAAAGCCGGCCGUCAACCCAUUCCGCUGGUAACACAGAAGGGCGGAGAAGCGCAGACGAGGACUUUCCUCGAGGACGGAGACGAGAUCAGGAUAACUGGCUCAGCCUAUGACGCAGACUCGAAGCUUCACAUCGGGUUCGGCGAAUGCACUGGUCAGCUAUUGCCUGCCGAACAGCUCUAG